This is a messenger RNA of Paraphaeosphaeria sporulosa, 880 nucleotides long. RefSeq lists its product as uncharacterized. NCBI's taxonomy places the organism in Eukaryota, Fungi, Ascomycota, Dothideomycetes, Pleosporales, Didymosphaeriaceae. Bases 92 to 850 code for a protein of 252 amino acids. The transcript has a single exon. The record is from RefSeq and is a predicted model, not a curated record.
GAUCGACCUCGGCAAAUUCGCUUACUACGUUAAACAUGUAGGCUUGCAAUGGUCGAAGGCAGGAAGCAUAGCGGGUGGUUUCCGAGCCUCCAUGUCCACGUACUUCGGUGGCGAUUCCCGCACCAAUGUGGUCUUCAUCCACCAUGGUGGAAACCAAGAGGUUCUGCCGACUCGAUCUGCCCACAAUCGCCAAGAGUUUGACCAUGUCUGCAAAGACAUUGAGGCCGAAUAUCUUUCCUCGGCCAACAUUGUCUUCUCCAAUUCUAUGGCGGGUCCUGGCUCCUCUGGUCUCGUCUAUGACACUAGCUACUCCAGUCCCGUGGCCACUGCAAGUGCCUCUCAGAUUAGCCAGCCUCCAGCUAUUGUCUCCGGUUCUCUGCCUCCGCUUGCGGGUAUACAUUCUACUGCCCUUGCCAAUCAAGGUUCUAUGUCUACCACUCAAAUUCAGAAACGCACAGAUGAAUUUUUCCGUAAGGAUAUUCAGAGCGAUAAUAAGAAGGAGGCCAUCGCAGCAGCUAAGAAUGCGGCAUCGUUUUCCAGCGGUAACACGAAGCAGUCUGCAAACUCUGAUCGAGGCAUAUCUAUCGAUGGCGCCCCGGCUGGGAAGCAGAACCCUUUCCAGAAGGCGUUCGCAGAAUUGGCCCAGCAAAAGGCCCAGACUGCAGCUCCGGCUCCCGCUUCGGACCCUUUCGCGAACCCCUUCGACAAGAGCAUGAGCAGGGCAAACGCUCUCCCGCAAAACCGUGGCUCAGGCAUGUCAUUCUCGAUCCCCACCGCUCCGCCAUCGGGCGGAUCACGGAGUCUAGCUCGGGGUUCAGCUAGGGAUGCCGACUCAUUCGAUAUGCUCUAGGUUUCCUCUUGGUCCUGGUAACAUAUUUCC